Messenger RNA from Tachyglossus aculeatus (Australian echidna), 1740 nucleotides. It is a transcript of the gene CERKL, whose product is annotated as ceramide kinase like. The record is from RefSeq and is a predicted model, not a curated record. Gene Ontology annotation, molecular function: kinase activity. Lineage: Eukaryota; Metazoa; Chordata; Mammalia; Monotremata; Tachyglossidae. The transcript is spliced from 13 exons. The coding region runs from base 1 to 1569 and encodes 522 amino acids.
AUGCCCCGCGGCAGGCUGGGGCCCCCCUCCCGCACCCGUGUGAGCCCCUCCUGGGCCGGGGGGCGGCCGGGGGCGGGGCGGGCCCGGCUCCGGGGCAUCUUCCAGAUCGGCAAGAGGAGCUGCGACGUGGUCCUCACCGACACCGCCCUCACCUGGAGGCCCAUCCGACCCCACCCACCCCAAGGUGAUGCCGAGGCACAACCUGCUGAGAAGGAGGAACUGCUUGAGCUCAAGGACAUAUUCUCAGUGAAACUGAAAAGGCGUCGUUCAGCAAAACAGCAAAGUGGUGGUACUUUGUUAGGGAUCACACUUUUUGUGUGCAAGAAGAAAGAGAAGAAUAAACUAGAAUUUUACACAGUUCAUCUUCACAAUUUAAGUGAGGACCACUGUGAUUUGUGGUUUAGACGUUUAAAGGCAAUCUUAACUGGUUUUCCAAACAGGCCCAAAUCCCUGAAAGUACUCAUUAACCCACAGAGCCAUAAAAAAGAAGCUACCCAGGUCUAUUAUGAACAGGUUGCACCUCUGCUCCACCUCGCUGAGAUAAAAACUGAUGUCUUGGUAACAGAAUAUGCUGGACAUGCUCUAUCACUGCUUAAGGAAUGUGAUCUCCAAGAAUUUGAUGGGAUUCUCUGUGUCGGUGGCGAUGGGUCUGCUAGUGAAGUGGUCAAUGGGCUACUUCUUAGAGCCCAAAUGGAUGCUCGGAAGGACACGGAUUACAUCCUUACACCUGUCAAAACAACACUUCCUCUCGGUAUAAUACCGGCAGGUUCCACCAAUGUACUGGCACGUUCUCUUCAAGGCAUCACUCAUGUAGUGACGGCAACUCUGCAUGUUAUAAUGGGACACAUAAAACCAGUAGAUGUGUGCGUAUUCAGUAGCAUGCAGAACUUUCUUCGCUGUGGAUUCUCAGCUAUGUUUGGCUUUGGCGGAAGGACUUUGGCUUGGGCAGAAAAGAAGCGUUGGAUGCCUGCUACGCAACGAAGACAUUUUGCUGUGGUUAAGACAUUGGCAAAUCUCAAGCCUACAGACUGUGAAAUAUCAUUUUUACCACUGAAUAAUUCACAGGACUUUCAAAGUACCAACCGAGAGAACUGUAGAAUUCCCCAAUUCGAUGGUGAUGACCCAUGGCAGAAGGUCCAAGGAUCAUUCUUGAAUGUCAGCAUCAUGGCAUCACCCUGCUUAUGUUCAAUGGCACCAAGAGGUGUGGCUCCAAACACCAGGUUAAACAGUGGAAGCAUGGCUCUUAUUAUUUCCCGAAACACUUCUCGACCAGAAUUUAUCAAGCAUCUGAAAAGAUACUCCAGUGUAAAAAAUCAGUUUAAUUUUCCAUUUAUUGAGACCUAUAAUGUAAAGGAAGUAAAAGUCCAGCCAAGAAAUAACAAUAGCGGGUGUAUCACAGAAGAGAAGGCCGAAGGAGCUACAGAGAACAAUCACCUAUGGAAUGUAGAUGGGGAUUUAAUGGAAGUGUCAUCGGAGGUUCACAUUAGAGUACAUCCUCAGCUUAUCCACUGUUAUGGAGACAACUCAGAAGAAUUAGGUGAUCCCAAGGUAGCCUGUGAUUGCUUAUAGAAGAAAUUUAUGAAGUAAAAUCGUCUAACUCCAGUAAGAAUUUUUUUUAUAUGAGCUAACAUAUUUUUAAAAUACAAAUAGAGUAUCUAUAACUUAUUGUAUCUAAAUCAUUAUUUUUGAUGUUGUGAGAUUUAGUUUUUUAAAUUUGAAAUCAUUUAAAAUGCUUCAAGA